AUGUUGCCGGGAGUGGUCGAUACGCGCCGAGGGGGUCGGAUCUGCGCUGUAGCGGCCGUUGGCCGGCGGGUGGAGGGUGGUGGUCGGUGGGUGGCGGGUGGUGGGUGGCGGGUGGCGGGUGGAGAGUGGCAGGGCGGCGUGGGAGCCCGGCGUGUACACUACGGAGGGCUGAACAGCGGCAGGCUCAGUAGCAGACUUGCGGUGGUGGCGUCAACUGGACAGGUUACAAUGCGUCCUGGUUUUCUGAACACAUGCCUAGUGAGUUUGUAUUUCCUGAUCGCAUCUGCCGCGUCCCCACGCGACAAAUACAAUGAACACCUGCCCGAGGUGGUCAAGUCCGUGUCGCCGGACCUGAGCAAGGAACCCACUUGCGAAGAGCUCCGAGCCAUGUGGAGAUUCUCCAAGCGGCAAUCUCGGGCCGCGGAGAGCACCAACGAGAUACCGACUUACCGCGACCCGUUCGCGUACAACGUCUGGGAGGACCAUGCUAGCGUACGCAGUGUGGGCGGGCGAAAGAUACAACGACCGUACAUCUACGGUAGGUUGGUUCACAACAUCCAGCGGCCCAGGAUACCGGAGAACACUCCGGACAGGAUUAAAUCCUACGAGGAAGUGAUAAAGAUGAUCACCUCUUCGGCGCACAACCUGAAACCGCACAACCGACGCAAGCCUACGUCCAUCCGACUGGUGGGCGGCAACAACGGACUGACCCAGAUGCACCUGAACGCGCAGCAGACCGGCAGCUUCCAGCACCUCAAGGAGCUCAUCCAGUCCGAGCGCGCCAGAGAACUGCACGAGCAGAAGAUGUCGGAGGAGAACGCCCGGGAGGGCGCCCUCCAGUACCAGAGGAUGAUGCAGGAUCAGAACACUGCCGGGUACGUAGUGAGGGAUCGUGACCGUGACCGUGACCGUGAUGAUCUCAACUUCAAGACUGGCAGGAGCAGAGGAGCCAUGGAGGGCGUAGUCAGCUUUCCAGACGUAUUGGCGCCGUCCAAGUACGACAGCGACUACUACUACCUGCAGAGAUCAUACCCUGAUACACUGUCUGUUGCAGGAGCUGCCUAAUCCCUCGUGGUGACGCCUUUGUGUGCAGCAUCCCCACCCAGACUACACACCGGUGCACAUACGCUGCGGCCGGUCACAUUAGUGUAGCAUAGGUGUUCUGUUUCCCCUACUGUCUACCCAGCAUUUAAGUAAACAUAAAUGUUCAGUAGUAUUAAUGUCUUAAGCUAAGGGAAUCUUCUUAAACUGUGCAAAAGACGGCACUACAGUAGGGACCACCAGAGAGUGCACUUGAGGGAGGAGCCUAUUUGGCGUGUGACCUUGGACUACCCGAAGACUGAGCUGAUGAACUGUUAGUUUGAGGUUUGUACAGUACAACACUUUGAUAACGGUCUUUGUAGCCGGCAGCACGCUAUGCUAGGCGGUAGUUGCCGUGUUGUGCCAAAUACACUCUUUCGUGGCCCCUACUGUAGGGCACGUUUUGGUAUCUUCUAAAUAGUGAAAGUUCUCAGAAGUGAAUUAUGAUUUUUGUAUAUCUUAAAAGUCAUUCACUUCAAAUUGAUCAAUAGGGUAUGAACCCUAACAACGUGGCAUGAGAAUAAAGCGUGUACUGGAGUUUACAUGGAAAUAACCAAAACAAGGAAUUUAAUUAUAGCACUGUUUCAGUAAUCAAGUAUACCAGAUACUGUAGAGCUGGUUUUUAUAGAAUUCAUAUUUUUAUCAGCAUUGAAUACAAUUCAAAGUAAAAAUAAAAGUUUCCUUUCAAAUACACUCAUUCGCAUUCGGUAUUUUGAUCUGAUUUAAUUUACUCAUUAGCCUCAAGAAUAAGUUAUCCACAUUAAAAAAUCUCAUUUUUCACCAUUUGAAUAAGUUUGUUUCAAAUCAAUUGUUUGUUGAGCGACAAGUAUUUUUAAUACUGCCAGUGUUGCCGAUAAAUGAUAAUCGUUGAUAAAUUACAUCUUAACAAUAUAAGCGAUUAAAUUCCAACAAACACGGUAGCUACAAACCGACAUAGGUUGCUGUAACUAUUGUUAGGGCUAGUUUUUAAUGUGUGACCUUUAAGUUCCGCAUCAUCGUCUUAUUCUGUACAUAGAUUAAUUGUGUCCGAUUCUCCAGCAAAUGUUCAACAGAACACAAAAGUAUUGAGAACAAUUCAUAAACGAUCUAAUUAAUACUAAUAAGUGCUUUUAAUUCCCGAGUGAGUAAAUUAAAUUUCCAUUAUUUCCUGCACAAACAUCAGUAAUAAGCAACAACUGGGUAAAGACUUAAGUACAUACCAUGUUCUGGUAUGAUAUGGUAUAUACACACUUCUUUCUCCCAAACAAUGCUUACAAUCCACAACCUCAUUUUGUAUAUGAAUUCUCCCUUUACCUGCGAAAUAGGGGUACCUCUGAAUUUAUAACCUGACAUUUACAUUUUGUUCAGUUACUGCGAUGUGAAAUAAAUUUAAAAUGAGCUUUUUUAAUCAUAAAAAUUUUCUAAAACAGUAAAAUUGGUCUAAAACCAACUAAAAUAGUGUAAAUUGUUACAUACACACGUAUAUUAUGUCUUGAAAGUUGCGACCGUUUUGCCAUUGUGAAACUUACGAAAUUCUCCGUGGCAGUAGGAAUGGAUCUGUAUGUGUCUGAGGUAUUGGAGAGUGAUAACAAGAUAUGAGUAAUUCAUGAGUGCGUGUGUAUCACAGUGAAUGAUACAGCCUGGCGAGCUGUUGACGAAAUAUGGAAUGAUGACACACAGAAAGUAGGUUGUAAAAUGACAUUUCAAUAAUGUAUGUAAAUACUCAUGAUCACAUUCUAAAUAACUGUUAUACAAGUAUAUAUGUUAUUAUUAUUAUCGUGUAAAACCAUACUAUUAAUAUAUUGCUUAAAAUACUAAUACAUUGUAAUUUUAAUAUUUGUCUUAAUUAUAGUAGUUUGUUCCAUAUUUAGUUUUAGGAAGUAGAAAGGAAUUUGUAGGUAGGACAUAAAAGAUACCCACAUUUUUUACAAAGAACUACACAUAUGUUUAAUACUUUUAGAAUUUAUCCUGCAUAAAACUUUUGUGAUUAAGUAAUACAUAUCAUGUUAUUUUGAGAUUACACAUACACAUAUUUAUGUAGAUUCACAUUUUACCAGACAAAUAUGUAUGUUAUUUUGCUACACACUAUUAUCACGAUGUGCAGACAGUAAUUUUAGCAGCAUGAAAACAUGGCAAGUGGUUAAUUAAUUGUGUUUUAUUUAACGAAAAAACAUUACAUUUUGAUAUACCAACUAGAACAUAGUUACUUACAAUAUAACUUUAAUACUGAGUUUAUAUUUUUUAGACUAAGUUUAAAAAUCCCAAUCCAAUGUGUAUUCAAAAUUUCAGAUGCCUGUGUAACAUUGCAAACCACUUUUAAAAGACUUUAAAGAAAAUUAAACGCCGUUCAAGAAUUUCUAAUAUCACCCAUCCAUAAUAUACUACUUAGACUUUUUAAACUUUUUCUAAAAUUUAUGGUGCCUAUGUUGUAUUAAAUGUAAUUUUAUUAGAUCGAGUACAUACUGGUUUUAAAUUUAACCUAAAAAUUCUUAUGAAUAAUCUUCUACAACUUUCCGGUCCCUUUAACACCAUCCAAGAAGGACCUAACGAAAAUUUGAGAUAUAAUGCGAAUUUUUUAUACAAUCAUUAUUUUGAUGCUACAUUCAGCACUUGCCCUUAAUACUAACAAAACAUACUAUCGCAUUAAGCAAUACUAAAAAAUGCCGUCUUUGAAAUUUAUUUUCGAACCAAUAGUGUCUCAAAUCACACACUAACCAUAUAUGAUUGUCGACUUUUAUUUAGUAAAACUACUUAAGAACUGUACCUAUUGUAUUGUUAUGGAUCUUUUGAUGGUUAGUUACCUUAAAAAUCUGUAAAUGGAAAGAGCUUGAUACUGAUGAAAUAUUGUUAGCACUUUUGUACGAUGGAACCAUUGCUUCUACAUAUUGCUUCAUACAACUUAGAUAGUGAUGGAUAAUGAUUACAUAGGGUCACGUUAAACCCAACUGCUGCUAGUAAAAUACCAAACCUUUUGGUUAAAGAUUCUGCAUUCCGGUUAAAAGACAUUUAAUAUGUAAAAGACCUAACCCACUAAAGAGUAACGUUUCAUUUAUCCUUAAAUUCAGUUUAUUCUGAAAAUCAGCUUUAAAAAGACAAACUAAGUUUGAAAUUUCCUGAGCUUUAUUAGUUCUUUACUGUUACACAUCCAGCAUUUUUACGCUUAAAAUACUCCAAGCUAUAGGGUAGAAUACUAUUUAUUUUCUUUGCUUAGUUGGUCUCUAUGAAUCCAGACCGCACUAGUGUCGGCCUGUAACGGUUUGCAGGUAUUUCCCACUCGAAGCCGCUAGAGUCCGCUAGUGACACAAGAUAGCCUUGCACGCUUUAAGUGUACAUAAUUUAUAAUUACACUCCCAAGACCCGCUUAAAACAAAUUCAAUGUCGCUCGCUAAGCCAACCGGAUCUGGCGUCCACCUGCGUCUUACCACCUGUGUGGGCUGAGGUGACAACUUUGACAGAAGACAAAUAUCUUCAUUUAUAACAUAGGGGCAGCUUUAGAUUCCGCUUGCAAAGUGGAAAUACAAUUUAUAUAUUUUAAAAGUAACUUUACUUCUGACGAUUGAAGUGCUGAAUAUUUUUUAGUUUCACUAACACUCUGAGUAAUACUUUUUAGUAAUACCCGAGUAAUACACCCUGAUUACUACCUGAGUAAUAAAAGUAAUUAGACAUUUUUCUUAUGUAAAUUCUAAAGGCCCAUCGAAGACGAUAUUUUACAAGAACGCAUCUUAAGAUUUCAUUUGGGAAACUUGGAUUAUUACCUAUUAAUCUCGUUGUUGUGUAUUAAGUAAUGUUAUAAGGAAAACGAUCCAUAAAAUGUCUUGUAUAAAGGUAAACGAUAAAAGUUAUGUUGAAACGAGUUAACGUGUUUUAUUUUGCUAAACUAAUGACUUUAUAAAUCCCAAUAAAGCUUUGAAAUUUCAAUCUGCUCAAAGGUCUAUUCAGUAAUAUAAAAUCUGUUGAAUAGGAUCUAUGAAAAUGUUUGGAAUCACUCGAAACUUGUUCUACAGUUCACAGGUUUGUUUCAAUUUUAAUACUUUUACCAUUCACCACUCUUAAAAGUGUUGAAACUUUAACGAAAGAUCUAUAGUUUUUAAAUAAGUGUGUUUUUAUUAAAUGUCGGAUGCAGAUUCAACAGAAAUUUAAAGAGUCUAAUUCAUUAUUAGUAGUAUUGUUAGGGCCUUGCUAUGUCAAAUUCUAAAUAUGUACGAUAUUUAGAAUAAAUGAUAUUUAUACAUAAUACAUAGACAUUUUUAAUUAUAAAUUAUGUGGAUAGGAAGGAGUGAAGAUCUUUCAAUAUGAACUCGUUUUAUGUCAUUUAUGAUAAUUCCACCUUUAAAAUUAAAUAGGGUUUCUAAUGAACCAGAGUAGAAAAUUAGUGUGUUAGGAUGCGUUGUUAAUAUUUGUUAGAGAGUUUAAGAUUUAUUUUAUUGGUUUAUGGAAAUUAUUUAAGGUCUCUUUUAAGGAAAUCGUUCUCUAGUGAUGAUUGAUGUAAAGAAAAUGGUGCUCUAUUGUGUAGUUUAAAUAUUUGUUACAAGUCUAUAAUGUGAUAUAGUAGCGAUAGUGUUGUUUUUGUAGCUUUGGUCAUUAUAGGUGUGGUGCGGCCUAGAACACAGCUUACUGAAUAUUAAAGCUUAACAGAAAAUGUUACAUAUACUGUGUAUAAUCUUUUAGCAUAAAAGAUAUUAAAGUGAUACAAAACUUACUUCGAUCAGAGAGAUCUAUUGCUUUAAGAUAUAUACUCAAGAAUGUAAUUUAAUUUCUGGUAUAUGAUGAUUAUCACUAAUUAGUUAAGGUAUAACCUUAACUUGGAUUGCAAGGGAAUCUAACAACUAUGAGAAUUGCAAAACAAUGUUUAAUGCUUCACUUUCCAACACCAUCUUAUUAGUAUACAGUACUUGUAGUAGACUUGCAUUAUCUAAUUGUUCUUCUUUAUCAUGGUAGCUGUUGUGUGUGUAAUAUAUGUCACUGCUAACACUAUUAUGGAUUGUAACUGUUGUGGAUAAUUUUUUUGAAUACCACUAAUAAAAGAAUUUGUGUGUUAUCACAUAUAAUUAUUAUAGGAUGAGACAAUAUGAGGAUAACAAAGAUUGAGCCAUUGUUAUAAGCAAGGCAAAAUUAUGUAGACUGAUUUUAACGCAGUAACAUUAAGCCGAGAAAGAUUUUAUUAUUGUAAUUGUAAGAGGGAAAGGAAAAGAACACUAUUUGUAUAUUGUGAUGUAGAAUUUAAUAAUGGAUUUUUAACCUUUUAGAAUAAGGAAAGGUAAUAUUAUGAAUUAUUGCAAAGACUGUAUAGGAAUAGUAUUUAUAUAAAAUAAUAUUUAUUAUAAAUAUACAUUUGAUAAAUUUAUAUGAAUUUAAUUUAAUUAAUCAACAGGUUUUGUUGGUGUAGUACCCCAAAUUCAAAAUAAAAAUGUAUUUUCGAACUUGUC
Molecule: messenger RNA, 6485 nt
Organism: Homalodisca vitripennis (glassy-winged sharpshooter)
Lineage: Eukaryota; Metazoa; Arthropoda; Insecta; Hemiptera; Cicadellidae
Exons: 3
Coding region: 1-1065 (354 amino acids)
Source: RefSeq, a predicted model, not a curated record